AUGGGGUCCCGUCUCAGCCAUCUCCGUACCCAGUUCAUCCAUGAAGUCCACCAGAGGAACAAUAAAUCAACUGACAUCAUCCAGGAGGAGAGCAUCAAUGCUACUGCUGAAGUUCUCAAGUUGGCCUCCAAGUAUAAAGACCUCCAGGAAAAGUACAAUUUCCUAGCCUCUUUAGUUAACAACCAGAGUAUUACCAUAGCACGUUUAGAAGAGCAAUGUAUUCAAACCAGCUCUCGGCACCAGGCUGAUAAGGCUACACAAUCUGAUGCUGAUCCUACUGAUAUAAAGAAGAAACAGAACCGUCAAAUCCAUGAAGAGGAAAGGGAUCACAUAGCUGUCAGGAAAGAAGAUCCUCAGACACAAUCAGAUCCAGUCCCCAGAACAACCUCCAGUGCCCCUGUUGUCACAGAACCAGAGGCCACCAAAUCAACAGGACCAUGGGUGGAUUGUUACGAUGCCUUGCUGGGUGGACAGACGUCAAGCGGCAUCUACCUCCUAAAACCACGUAACAGCAACCAGAUCAUGCAAUCCUGGUGUGAGCAGUCACUCAAUGGAGGGGGAUGGACAGUCAUACAAAGAAGACAAGAUGGAUCAAUCAAUUUUUUUACCACCUGGCAAAACUACAAGCAUGGAUUUGGUAAUUUGGACAGUGAAUACUGGUUGGGCCUUGAGAACAUUUUCUGGUUGGCCAACCAAGACAGUUACAAACUCCUGAUCCUCAUGGAGGAUUGGCAAGGACGGCAAGUGAGUGCCGAAUAUGACCACUUCAGGCUGGAACCCGAGAGUGAUUUCUACAGACUGAGGCUGGGCCAGUAUAAAGGGACAGCUGGGGAUUCCCUCUCUUGGCACAAUGACAAACAGUUCAGUACCCUAGACAAGGACAGGGACUCCUACCUGGGUAAUUGUGCCCAUUUCCAGAAAGGAGGCUGGUGGUAUAACAUGUGUGCACACUCUAACCUCAAUGGUGUCUGGUAUCGUGGAGGUCAUUACCGUAGUCGCUACCAAGAUGGCGUCUACUGGGCUGAAUUUCGUGGUGGUGCCUACUCGCUAAAGAAGGUCUCUAUGCUGAUAAGGCCUAACAAAUAG
This is a messenger RNA of Staurois parvus, 1086 nucleotides long. The record is from the annotation of a GenBank genome assembly. NCBI's taxonomy places the organism in Eukaryota, Metazoa, Chordata, Amphibia, Anura, Ranidae.